Messenger RNA from Aspergillus pseudotamarii, 2493 nucleotides. Its product is annotated as putative G-patch domain protein. Gene Ontology annotation, molecular function: RNA binding. Gene Ontology annotation, cellular component: nucleus. Gene Ontology annotation, biological process: mRNA processing. The coding region runs from base 127 to 2271 and encodes 714 amino acids. The record is from RefSeq and is a predicted model, not a curated record. The transcript has 4 exons. Lineage: Eukaryota; Fungi; Ascomycota; Eurotiomycetes; Eurotiales; Aspergillaceae.
ACCAAAGUUACCGCCGUUGUAGUGGGCUUGGGCUUGGAUUUAGCAUCACAUUAACUGCGCCGCUCUACUUAGCCUUACAAAAUGACCAGCUUUUAACGGCAAAGUCUAGUGUCGCAUAACCUGCAAAUGUCCGGCAAAAGGGCUCGCGCAGCCUUUGAGGCUGAUUUACAGGCACAGGAGUCUCCUUAUGUCUUUUACGGGACUCCUCUUCCGCCGCUGGAUGCCGGCGUCCGCGACGAUGGAUCUUAUGUGCCGAUCUGGAAACAGGAGGUGACAGAUGACCGGGGAAGGAAACGCCUCCAUGGUGCCUUCACCGGUGGAUUUAGUGCCGGGUACUUCAACACCGUCGGAUCAAAGGAAGGAUGGACUCCCUCGACUUUUGUUUCCUCGCGACAGAACCGAGCAAAAGAUGCUCGACAACAACGGGUAGAAGACUUCAUGGACGAAGAGGAUAUCCGGGAGGCUGAAGAAUCUCGAAAUCUAAACACUACCGAUGAAUUUUCCGGGUUUGGGUCCACGGAUGUCGACCCCAACCGCCGGGGAGGGCUAAUGGACCUUUUCAAAAGUGGCGGUGAGACAAUGGGAGUCAAAUUGUUGAAAAAGAUGGGCUGGAAAGAGGGCCAGGGCGUUGGUCCCAAGGUUCGACGCAGAGCUCAUCUUGGCGACGACGCAGUCUACGGCGGCGGAGGCACUGACAAGACGUACUUGUUCGCGCCGGAGAAUUCACGCAUGGUGGCUUUCAUACAUAAGACAGAUCACAAAGGGCUUGGGUUUGAAGGCGAAUCUCGUCUUGGCUCCCAAAAGGCCGGGGGCGGCGAGUCUGAUGAAGAUGCCGAUCCAUUCUUUGGGCGGCGACUGACCACUCAAGGUGUUUCCAAGCGGUCAGCCCCAAAGGAGCCGCGGCGCGGGGCAUUUGGCGUCGGUGUGCUGAAUGACACCGGUUCAGAUGACGAGGACCCAUAUUCAUUAGGACCUCAGAUCUCGUAUAAUCGGGUCAUUGGGAAAGACAAAAAGAAGAAGAAAAAGUUGAUAGAAGAUGCAAAACCAAAGGUGGCAUCAAACCCUCUAUUGAACAACAAACCGGUAUUUAUAUCCAAGAAGGCAAUUGCCGCUAGGAAUUCUACAGGUUUCAGAAAAUGUCACGAUGGCCGCUUGCCCUUAGAUGGAUUUGUGCUAGCGGACGGCGUCUCUAGCCUAACGAUUUCAGCACAGGAGAAGAAAUACGCACCCCCCGAGGUUCCUAAAGAUUGGAAAUGCAGCAAGACCCCAUCAGAAAACAGGGAUGCAUCUAAAUACGUUUCUACGGCUGAGGCAGCUAAAGCUUCUUCUUUAGACCCCACGUCACGAGCCGCACUUUUAGGGGAAACGCAACUUCCCGGAAAAUCUAUAUUUGAUUGGAUGACCCCUGAGUCCAGGGAGAGGAUCAUCAAACUAACAGGGAAGACUGACCUACCGCCAGCAUUAGGCGAGAAAGCUCCAGAAGGAUACGAAAUGUCAGAGGCGCAGAAGCGGAAGGACUUGUGGGAUCUUGUCCCCAAAUUGGAUAAGCAAGUAGCCAUUCAGGCUUUGACCCGAGCGGCCAGUGGUUGGAUGCCUUAUGCCGAGGAUCCAGAUAAGCGAUCCCGAUAUCGAACUUUCCUCCAAGUCCGGGCGGGCCUCCGAGAAAGUCUUCCGGAUCGGGUUUCGGGGUCGAGCACCGACGAGUGGGUUGCUGAGCUCCACGAGUUCGCUCGCGCUGCAGAGGUCUUCAAACCGAUGUCCGGGGCCAUAGCGUCGCGAUUCACGUCUGCCUCCAGUGGACCAAAAGGAUCCUCAGAUGAGGCGGAAUCAUCUGCGGCGGAUUCGUUACUUUAUAACCCUGCCAAGAAGCCCGAAGACCCUGCCGUAGCGGCCGCAAAGAUCGGCAUGUUUGGGCCGAUGACUCGGAGCAACAUUUCGUUCUAUCCGACGCGUCUUUUGUGCAAGCGGUUUAAUAUAAAACCUCCGGACCAUGUGCAAUCGGACCCCAGCGAUCCGAUCAAACCUUCAGAAACUGCCUCUGGGGGUCGGUUCCAGUCUGCAGGAUAUCAGACUACUGGGCCUAAGGAAUUAGUCUCGCAGGAAGUUAUGGAUCAACUUCUGCUUGAAGCAGGCGCUAGCAGUGGCGCUGUCGAAAAACCUAAACCGAUCGUAGUGGAGCCUGAGCGCAACGAAGCGUUGGAGGCGGAGCGACCAGGCGAGGAAAUUUUCAAGGCGAUAUUUGGAAGUGAUGACGAGGAUGAUGAGAGUUGAGCAACCAGAUUAGUAUUCUCUUUUUCUCACUGUGGUACCUCAACUGCUGAUCCGCGUGACAAGCAUAGUUAGUAGAAGACGAAUCACAAUUAGAUCUCCACAAUGGCAAAGAUUAAGAACCAAACCCGCAACGGCGUGGAUGGUGGAGACCACAUUUAAUUAGUAGUAGUACUUCGUAUUCACGUUCAACUAAAACAUCGGUCUGGCUAUAGUAUGGAUGAG